AUGACGGCUGCCGCGGCGCCGCAGGGCGACGGUGAUGCUCCCCCGUUUGCGCGGAUUCCGACGCCGUCGAUGGCGUCGGAGGAGUUUAGGGCGGAACUCCCCGCGUUCGACGGCGCGAAGGCGAUGCCGCCGCCGCGCGGCGUCUUCGAGCGCUUCGCCCGGGUGCUGCAGCUGCAGUUCGGGCAGGACCCCGACAUCCCCCUCCUCGGCGCCGCGCUGGAGCGGAAGUACGACGGCUGGCUCGACUACGCCACAAGCCCCGUCGCCCCGCUGCGCCCCCGCGGCUACGCGGACGCCUACACCCGGCCGAACCCCUGCCCGGAGGAGUACUGGUGGGCCUCCUGGCGCUGGCCGCGGACGAAGUACGUGAACGCGAAGGUGCCGCCGCCGGUGGACGGCAAGUACAACGACUACUACCACUACCUGGCCUACAAGAACUGGCUGGAGCGGGAGCGAGACGUCUACGUGGCGCACGCCAACCUGGUGAACGAGAUGACCAUGCGCUGCCUGGUGCGGGAGGGGCAGUACAACGCCGCCAAGAACUGCCGCCACCUGUACAACAAGGAGUUUGCCAUGUCCCGCAUGGAGGAGUUCAACCAGGCCCUGCUCUACAUGGCACUCACGGGAAACGCGGCGAUUCGGGAGACGCCCUACCCGGAGAACUUUGUCGAGGAGAAGCGUAAAAUUUACGACGACUGGCUCUUUCGCACACGCAUGCGGAAACCGGGCGACGUGCUCUAG
Molecule: messenger RNA, 741 nt
Organism: Trypanosoma conorhini
Lineage: Eukaryota; Euglenozoa; Kinetoplastea; Trypanosomatida; Trypanosomatidae
Exons: 1
Coding region: 1-741 (246 amino acids)
Source: RefSeq, a predicted model, not a curated record